Molecule: messenger RNA, 840 nt
Organism: Oryza brachyantha (malo sina)
Lineage: Eukaryota; Viridiplantae; Streptophyta; Magnoliopsida; Poales; Poaceae
Exons: 2
Coding region: 39-584 (181 amino acids)
Molecular function (GO): protein binding
Source: RefSeq, a predicted model, not a curated record
UCGAACUCGUCCCCCCUCCCCACGUUCCGAUUCGAGCAAUGCUCGGUGCACAGGCGGCGGCGGCGCCGCCGCCGGCCGUUGCCAAGCUUAGAGCCGAACCAAACCUCAGCACAGCGACCAUAGCCUCCCUCAACGACGACCUCCUCCUGGAGGUCCUCCUCCGCCUCCCGUCCCUCCCGGCCCUCAUCCGCUCCGUGCUCACCUGCCGCUCGUGGCUCCGCGCCGUCCGGUCGUCGCCGGAGUUCCGCCGCCGGUUCCGCGCCCUCCACCCGGAUCAUAUGCUCGGGAUCUUCAUCGACUGCGACGGCCCCGCCGUUCCCGGCACCCCGGGCUUCGCCUCCGCCGACAGCCUCACCGGUGGAAGAAUACGCCUCUCCCGGCUGGCAUGCCGUCGAUUGCCGCGGCGGCUACCUCCUCCUGCUGAACCCGUUCGACAGGAGGUUCGCCGUCCUAAACCCCUUGAUCUGGGUGGGACGUCGACUUCCUCCCGCUGCUCUGUGUUUGCAGGGAUGGAUCGAGGCUUCCUGCUGCGGUCUUCUCGUCCAAGACUUGGGAUUGGAUCAUCCAUCCAUGGAUUGAGUUAGCUGGAGAUGGCAAGUUGGCAACAUGAGGACAAUGUCCAACACUGGCGUGCUCUGGAUGGCUCGAUUUACAGGGGUGCAGUUUUAUGGCUGGGGAGACUAAGGAUGGAGGGCUUUGCAUUGUCUAUGCAAUAGACUUCCUCAUUAUCGCCUGGAUACCUUUAGUCGGCAGGAAUGGGGUCGUGAGAUGGUUACCGCAGAAGAUAUUCUCUUUCACACCAUAUCUCAGUUGGAUUACUAAGGCUCCCCGCAUAGUUAC